AUGGCAGACGACGACGAGCCCGACAGCCUCGACACGCAGAGGAUAGCGCAAAUCAAGAUGUUGACUUCGAAACGUUCGCCCCCUGCUAUCUCCCGACGCGACCGUUCCGCUCCACAAACCGACGAAGGCGCGUCGCCAUCACGUCCGCCCGCAACGCGCGAUGAGCUCACUCCCCACCACGCUCAUGCCGUUCCACCGCGCCUGAAGUUCGCAACGACUGCUCCAAUUACGCUCACAUCUACUGAAAAGGUGACACCGCCGUCCAGGAUGUACAAUUCGUUUUCUGGCUUCGGCGAAGGCGACGGUCCGGGAGAUACCCAGGUGAUGGACUCGCAAAUCUACAAAGAGUUCACCAACGGAAACACGUUUGUCGCGGCGCCAGAGCAUAACGAAGACGAGGAGGACCAAUCCACGCAGGGCGAUACGUACGGCAAUGGCACAUUGCAGGAGGGCGACACCGGGCACGUCGAUAUUGUCAGUCAUUGUCCAGAGAACGGGCAGAAUGACGAUUCGUCCGCCUACGGGGAAGGCAAUAGUCCUGAGCCCAGUCUUGAUGGAGAAUCGCAGCAUGGGACGGAUUUCACCUCGCAUUCGUUCAUUGCGCCUCCGGAGACUCCCGCAACGGUCAGUAAAAUGUGCAACUGUCGUGACGAAGCCCUGAGUUCAGACACGCGCACGCCGGGCUCUGCUACGGCCAAACUUUUCAGUAAUGGUACAGGACUCAAGAUGCUCUCUAUGAGCCAGUUGUUCAACGGGUCCCAAGGGCAAUCCUCUCCGCAGCUGGAUAACCAAUGCUCUGAUCCCAUGUUCCAGCGCCCUUCGCCAGGGUUCAACAUGCGCUACUCGUCCCCGGUUCUGCUAAAUUCCUCGCCUGCAAAACCCAUCCGAAGCGAUCCUCUGCGCGCUGCGACCGAGCCGCGAGAUACAUACAUGACAAUGAAGGAGUCGCAAGAGCAGCGGGAAGCUAAGAAGAGAGCUGAACUAGAGGAUCAACUGCAGCGGCUGCAGGCCGAGGAUACCGACGAGUCUGAAGACGAAGUGACUGCGGAAAUGCGAAAAGCCUCGAUACGCAAGAUCCAGGGUCAGCUCAACGAUAUCACCAUGACGGUGCUCACAGAACCGGGAGAGUUUAAAUCAGGCCAGAAAGCCCGUCGGCAGAUGAGCGACACGGCACUAUUCACUCCGGCACGUCUGAGGAAAGUGAAGAGCGUUGUAGAGCUCUCAGAUGGACUUGACGCUCCUCAGGAUGUUGACGAGGAUUCUCUAGACGAGCUGUCCUCGCCGCCACCGACAUCCGCGCUACAAAGAAGGUCGCAAUCGGUUCAGGUGCCUAUGACGUCGUCUCGACCGCACAACAGUUCCGGUCGACAACAGAAAAUUGGCGCGCAUUCGAGUCAACGAGAAGAACACGGUGUGCCAGGAAGUCAAGCAAACUCGAGUCGCCGUCGAACGAAUGCGAUGCAGCAGGACUACCAGCAAGCUGUAGAAGAUGAUCAGUCCGACGAAACAGAUUAUAUCGCAGUCGCAGAUUCUCAACCGCGCCUCUCACAACGAGGAAACGGCAACGAAGCACCGCCUAGCCUUCCUAAUGUUUCUUCCACUGAUGCUCGCGUGGCACAGUCUCAGUACUCCAUAAAUGAAGGCGAAUCAAGUCUCGGCGUACGGGGCCGAUAUUUACAACGAGCUAUUAAUACGUCCUCUGUGCCAAGGCCGCCAGAGGAUUCGAGUCUGGCACAACUGCCUGUAGAGCCAAAUGCUGCCCUUGCGGACGAUGAAGAGGGACGAAACGUUCCGAGCAGCCCUCCGUUGCUUGCCCAAUCAAUGGAAGAUGAUGAGGCUGUAGAUGCUAUUGGUACUGACGAUGGUGAAGAGACAGUGGAUGAAGAUUCUGGGACCGAUGAAGAUAUGCAUGACAUUGAGGAAACCGAGCAUGUUUCGUACAAUGAAGACUACGAUAAACCGGACUUGCCAGCCGAUCUCGUCGAUUCUAGCCAACCGUUCAGGGACGGAGAUGACGAGCAGUCAAACAACGAAGACGAAGAUGGAGAAGACGAGGUCCAGGAUGAAACGGCUAAUCAAGUUCAAGAUGAUGUUGCGCACGAGGAUGGACGAGGAGCUCCAGUUGAAGACGAAAAUCAACCGCAGUUCCGUGCCACGCUGCAACGGAUUUACUCGACAAUACCCGAAACGGACCCUAUGGAAGAAGACGAGGAUGAUGCAGAAAACCCACGACCACAGCAACCUGAACAAUCGGGAGCCAACUCCCCGGUCUACAACGCUCAACCAGUCGAAGGACAUGCGAACGAGCCAACAGGGGAAGCGGAACACUCAACCACUAUGCAACCCUAUGAGACAGCUGAGCCUCGUAUCUCAGCUUUAGCAUCCCCUCUCAGGCCACAUCUUAGUCAACAGAAGUCGCUGUCGAGUCCGACGAGAAGCCCGGCACCGACUAAAACGUUGAGCCAGCAUACACCUGCCUCUACGCAUGUCCGAAAGCUUACAGACAUCGCCCAAGAUCCAUCACAAGCACAGCCCUUUGAUCUGGAUUUGGACUUUUUCACUGAAAGCGUCUUGACCGAGAACGACAAGGAGUAUCAGCAGGUGAUGUCCGACAUUGGACCAUCUCCUACGCGACCAAAUAAACGCAGGAAGCUCUAUAGCGCCCGCGCUCUUCAGGAGUCACCAAGGAAAAUUAAUCACAUACCUUCUCCCUCCCCUGCUCCGGACAAGGAAAGGAUGUCAAAUACGAACAGUUUUACUGAAAAUAAUGGAGCUAUGCCUAUUGAAAACACCGAAGAGGCAGUCUUUAUCAAGCCGGCAGUUAUGAAGAGUGGUAUUAGCGGCAAGCUUGUUCGGCCUACUGCUAAAUUUUAUGGCAAAAAGAGUUCUGCGCCGGGAAAGGUUCAAGAAGCAGCAGCAAAGAAGACUGCACAAAGGGUCCUUGAGGUUGCUGAGGCGCCACAGACGCGACUGCCCAAAGAUGUCAGGAAGAAGACUACAGAAGCACCUCCCCGGCCCUCCAGGGAAGAGCCCCAUCCUCGGGUUCUGCAAGAGGAACCCGAAGUGGCAGCACCCGCGACAGAUGAUCAGCCUAUCCCUGUGGAUGAUAACACCGCUGAACGAGUCAUGGUCGAAGAUUCCGCAACAAGCACGCCUAAAAAUGUGGUUACGCCCAACCGGGUUUUGGCAUGGUUCAGGGGCAGCUCAAUGGUAUUCUAUCCGGCGACAUGUCUAGGCCUGUCUCCAGACAACUUCCGUUACCGAAUUCGCUUCGACGAUGGUGCAAUAGACAAUCUCGAAAGGAACCAUAUCCGCAGCUUCGACCUUCGCAAGGGCGACCUGGUCAAGGUCGAUUUGAACAAGAUGCGUACAAAGUCGUACAUUGUCCGCGGUUUCAAAGAUAUCAUAUCGCCCGCUGAAGCCACUGCUGUCACAUCUGUAAACGAGGCUUCCAAAAAUGAUUUCCCGCUCACGGACAUCCAUGGUGCAAAAACGGUUGUCCUCGAAGUCAAACAGCGAAACAGCUUACCCGCGAAAGCCCCCGAGACUGUUGAGGUGCUCAUCGAGAAAAUCUAUAUUACCAGCACCAUGUGGACCCACUUCGCGGACCGCACUUACAGCCAUCCCUCAGAGGCUUUGCUGAACAACGCACGACCGCAAACGCCUUCAACCGUGUUUUCGGCUCCUGAUACACCUAAUACCUCCAAAUCUCGCCGUCAGCCACCUUCGACCCUUGCCAAGUCCGUUCAGCGCUCGAUUACCGAGCCGGCUACUCCAAGGCCUACUGCCACCGGUAUCUUUGCUAACAUGGCCUUUGCAAUCACGUUUGGAGACUCGGCUGCCGAACGUGACGAGGUUUGUAGAUUGAUAACCAACAAUGGCGGCAUCAUUCUCGACGCAGGCUUCGAGGCGCUCUUCCGCACUUCUAGCCACGCUUCUGACACUAACAGCCCCAUGAAGCCUCCCUCCACAUCCGUCACCAACAAAGCACUCUCGACGCCCCAACCCAAGGCCGCCAAUAGCCCGUCCACAGAUGCAGCGCCGGACGAGCAGGGCCUAGUCCUUACCUCGUCCGCACAACGCCUUGGCUUCACGGCCCUCAUCAGUGACCGCCACUCCCGCCGCACCAAGUACAUCCAGGCCCUCGCGCUAGGUCUGCCAUGCCUCUCCGCGCGCUGGAUCCGCGACUGCGCCGCUGCCAGGGCCAUCAAGCCAUGGCAGUACUACCUCCUCCCCGCAGGCGAGUCGACCUACCUCAACGGCGCAGUGCGCAGUCGCACCGACCUCACAUCCUACUACGACGCCAGCGAUAUAGGCAGCAGCGACGACGAAAGCGAAGGCGAAGCGCGCCUGACGCGCGUACUCCAGCGCCGCCCCAAGCUGCUCGACGGCAAGAGCGUGCUCCUCGUCACGGGCAAGAGCCGCGCCAAGGGCCGCGAGGACCGCCGCCGCACGUACGAGUUCCUGACGAGGGCGAUGGGCGCGACACGCGUGGGCCGGUGCGCGGACGCGGGCGCGGCGCGAGACUUGCUGGAGCGCGAUGAUGAGGCUAGGCCUUGGGACUGGGUGUAUGUUGAUAGUGCGGAGGGCGAGUUCGCUGAGGCGCUUGUGUCUGGUGCUGGUGCUGGUGGGAGCGCCCGCAAGAGGAAGCGUGCCCUUGGUGCUGGUGCUGGGGGGAGUGGGGGCGUGUGUACGGUGCUGGUGGGAGAGGGGAGGGGCGUUAAGGUUGUGAAUGAUGAGUUUGUGAUCCAGAGCUUGAUUUUGGGGGCGCUGGUUGAGGAAUGA
Molecule: messenger RNA, 4785 nt
Organism: Aplosporella prunicola CBS 121167
Lineage: Eukaryota; Fungi; Ascomycota; Dothideomycetes; Botryosphaeriales; Aplosporellaceae
Exons: 2
Coding region: 1-4785 (1594 amino acids)
Biological process (GO): positive regulation of transcription by RNA polymerase II; DNA damage checkpoint signaling
Cellular component (GO): nucleus
Molecular function (GO): histone binding
Source: RefSeq, a predicted model, not a curated record